Messenger RNA from Cherax quadricarinatus, 597 nucleotides. The record is from RefSeq and is a predicted model, not a curated record. NCBI's taxonomy places the organism in Eukaryota, Metazoa, Arthropoda, Malacostraca, Decapoda, Parastacidae.
UCCCUUGCUGGCCAGCCCUGCCCACACCACACCAUGUGUGUUGAUGUGGAGAGAGGGUGGGGUUGCGAGUGUGAGCCCGGGAGGGGAGGUGCUGACUGCACAGCCUCCACCCACCCAGCAUCAUUCUCCUCGAGUAGCUACGUCAAGGUGGCACUCUCGCUGGCCCCAGCACCCAACACCACCUCCAUCCAACUGCGGUACAGGACUUGGGAAGAAUGGGGUCAGCUGAUAGCGGUGACCUCCCAACAUGGACGGGACCUUGCUGCCUUACACCUGGUGGACGGUCAUGUCUGUCUCAAGAUGCUGCUUCAUCCUACUGCUCUCGUCCAUCUCUGCCUCUCUCAGGUGCUUCUUACCGACGGAGAGUGGCACACUGUUUACGUCCGCAGAAGACUUAGAGACAUCUGUGUAUACAGCAAUGGCAAUGAGAAUGAGAGUGAAAGUGGUCAAGGAAAAAGAGAGGGGAAGCGACGUAGGCAUGUUUGGGCUUUCGAAAGCAAAGGAGAGGAGAAAGAACAGAACUUGAAACAGCUGAACCUUACCCGGGGAUGUAGGAAAAGUGAGAUUGCUAACAUGAACAUAGAAGAAAGGUGGUAA